GAUCUUCUGCUCUCCUCCUCAGACACACCCGCCCACCCCGCUCCCCUCCCAUAUCGUUCGCCCACGUACGCAGGAUGGCCGAGAGCGCAGGCACUCACAAGGACCCCGUCACGGGCGAGCUCAUCUCCAAGACCGAGCUCAAGCGUCGCGAAAAGGCACGCAAGAUCGAGGCCGCCAAGGCCGAGAAGGCUGCCGCUGCCCCCGCGAAGGCUACUCCCGCAGCCAAGAGCUCUGCCGCAGAUGAGGAGAAUCUCUCGCCGAACCAAUACUAUGAGAUCCGUUCGCGUCACAUCCAAAAGCUCAAGGAGACCCAUGAACCGAAUCCCUACCCCCACAAGUUCGAAGUCUCCAUCUCGAUCACCAACUACAUCCAAAAGUACGGUCCUGAGGGCAAGAUCGCGGCCGGGCAGAAGCUGGAAGGUGUCACGGAGCACCUCGCCGGCAGGAUACACAACGUACGCGCAUCAGGCCAGAACCUGCGCUUCUACGACCUCCACGGUGAGGGCGGUAAGGUGCAGAUCAUGGCAAACAAGCAGGACGCGAAGGACCCCGAGGGCUUCGUCGCGUGCCACGAGCACUUCCGCCGCGGCGACAUCGUCGGCGUGAUCGGCACGCCCUCGCGCACCAAGAAGGGCGAGCUCUCGAUCGCGCCCUCGCAGAUGAUCCUGCUCGCGCCGAACCUGCACCAGCUGCCGUCCGCGCACUUCGGGCUGAAGGACCAGGAGACGCGCUACCGCAAGCGCUACCUCGACCUCAUCCUGAACGAGGACACGCGCCGCAUCUUCGUCACGCGCAGCCGCAUCAUCAACUACGUGCGUCGCUUCUUCGACAACCUCGGCUUCCUCGAGGUCGAGACGCCCAUGACGAGCAUGAUCGCGGGCGGCGCGACCGCGAAGCCGUUCAUCACGCACCACAACGAUCUGGAUCUCGACCUGUACCUGCGCAUCGCGCCCGAGCUGUACCUCAAGGAACUCGUCGUCGGCGGGCUUGAACGCGUUUACGAGAUCGGGCGUGUGUUCAGGAACGAGGGCAUCGACCUCACGCACAACCCAGAGUUCACGAUCUGCGAGUUCUACAUGGCGUAUGCCGACAUGUACGACAUCAUGGACCUCACAGAGUCGCUUAUCGAGGGCAUGGUCAAGUACCUCACUGGCGGCAAGACGAGCCUUGAGUACCACCCUGAGGGCAAGAACAGCGACAAGGUCCAGACUUUGGAGUUCAAGCGCCCGUGGCCAAGGUACGACAUGAUCGGCACCCUCGAGGAGAAGCUUGGUGUCAAGUUCCCUCCGAGCGAGACUCUGCACACGGACGAGACGAACGUGUUCCUCCGGGAACUGUGCAAGAAGCACAACGUUGACUGCAGUGAACCGAGGACAAAUGCGCGUCUGCUUGACAAGCUUGUCGGCGAAUACAUCGAGCCCCUUUGCAUCUCCCCCGCGUUCAUUGUCGGCCACCCGCAGGUGAUGUCGCCGCUGGCCAAGUACCACCGAUCGCGACCCGGUCUGUGCGAGCGGUUCGAGGGCUUCAUGUGUGGAAAGGAGUUCUGCAACGCGUACACGGAGUUGAACGACCCCUUCGAGCAGCGUCUACGCUUCGAGGAGCAGUCGAGGCAGAAGGAGCAGGGCGACGACGAGGCCCAGGGCAUCGACGAGACGUUCAUCGACGCGCUCGAGCACGGUCUCCCGCCGACUGGUGGAUGGGGUAUCGGCAUCGACCGUCUUGUGAUGUUCUUGACCGACUCCACGAACAUCAAGGAGGUGUUGCUGUUCCCCGCGAUGAAGCCCAUCGAAACCUCAGCGAACACGACGGGAGCCGUUGGCCCGAGCGGGCAGGUGUAGAUACAGAUAGAUGAAGAAGCAGAUGUAUUACUAGGAAAACUACUUACACGGGGGAGCGACGGCGACUUGCGCCAGUCGCUAAUGCAAUCUACCGC
Molecule: messenger RNA, 1933 nt
Organism: Trametes versicolor FP-101664 SS1
Lineage: Eukaryota; Fungi; Basidiomycota; Agaricomycetes; Polyporales; Polyporaceae
Product: lysyl-tRNA synthetase
Exons: 9
Coding region: 75-1838 (587 amino acids)
Biological process (GO): lysyl-tRNA aminoacylation
Cellular component (GO): cytosol; cytoplasm
Molecular function (GO): ATP binding; lysine-tRNA ligase activity; tRNA binding
Source: RefSeq, a predicted model, not a curated record